Molecule: messenger RNA, 2214 nt
Organism: Rodentolepis nana
Lineage: Eukaryota; Metazoa; Platyhelminthes; Cestoda; Cyclophyllidea; Hymenolepididae
Source: the annotation of a GenBank genome assembly
GUCACCUCCCCAACCAAGGAGACAACCACCCAGCAAACACCAUUUCAUCCUGACGAGAGGGUAAUCAAAAUUCGAUCUAUCGAAGUAUCCACAAGUCCUUAUAUAACCACCUAUAGUUGUAAACCUGUACUCCGCACCACAUGUCUCCAGGCUGAAUUCAUAAAACCCUACCCCAAAUCACCUCCUCCAUGUGCAUCCGAUCAACGCCCUUUUCUCAUGUCUAUUGGAAAGGUGGAGACAGCAUCACUGUUUUUGACUCCUCGAAGCGUUGAAACAAGUGAUAAGUGUACCAGCCCGCUUACCAUUCCUACUGUAUUCAACGAGUCUCCAAAUAGUUCCGAUGUUUUGAAAAUUGAAGUUAAACAGCAGACUUCCGACGCUGCUUUCUGGUAUCGGGAUGAUCAAGAUUCAACACGACUUUCAAAUCAGGUUGACUUAGAAUAUGAUACGUCCCUUCAACAGUCAGAUGAGAGUCUUAAUAUGGAGAGUGAAGGCCUCUACGAACCCGUUAUUAAAAAGCCCACACAUAUUCCAGAUAAGGAUGGUGAUUUGCAGAGAUCUACUCCUGUGAGAAUCUCAAAGUGUCAAUCAGAAGUGACCGAAAAAUUGAGCGCCAAGGGCUCUGUGGAGAGCAAAGAAUUCCCAACUACUCAGAAUCAGCAGAAUGAAGGGUUGGUCCGGGAAGAUGAAGAUGAAGAUGGCAAUUACAACUGGUUAUCAGUCACAAGCAAGGCCCCAUUGAAAUAUCAAAUGCAACCAUCUCCUUCCCCACAGAAAACUAUUCAGAAAGAAGGCACCCAGAAGGAAGAUACUGAACUAAUCUCCCGUAAUUCAGAUAGACAUUUACGAAAGCUGAAGAUUAAAUCACCGCCCUCUAUAAUAUUGAGGAGGAACCGAGAUAUUGCAAACGGGGUGCAAAGUCCUACAUCCCCAUUCUCUUGUUCACCUCUAUCAAAGCAGGUAUUCAGCAAGGCCAAAGAUGGAAUCACUUCCACCACCCCUCGUAUUGUUGAUUUGGCUUCCUCUAAGUCCGGAGUUUUAGCCCACCAUCAAAAUGGUAGAGGUGGGAGUUGUUCAUCUAUCCAGUCAAACACCACACACAGUCCUGGGGAUAGAAAUAGACCAAUUAGCGACAAUGAUACAAGUGGAAUUACAGAUGUUAGUUAUUAUCCAAUCACCCGAAAGCCGAAUAAUAAGGACUUGGAAGAUUUUAAUAAGACCGGUAAGGAGCUGUUUACGAGGAAUGACAACCAAACUUUACUGGAAUUUCGAAAAUCGAUUCAAGCAGGUGAAUCAAACUCUUCUGAUUCCAGUGGAAUAAGCCUAAAUUUCACAGCAUCCAACUCUGUGAACACCUCCUUAGACAUGACAACCGCACCAAGUCAAAUGUCACAAGAAGAUGAACAGCUGAAGGAGCUGAAUGCUUCUGGUGCAAAAGCCGAAAUAAGUUUGAUCCCGCCUCCUCGAAUCGAUUUUGCUGAAAUAUCGCACCAAAUGAGCGCAAAACUUCCCCAUUUCAAUGACUGUCUUGUCGUUAGGAAAGAAUCAGAGCAUGGACGAUAUAGCAGUAGAGGGAAUUUUAUAAUUUCCGAUUUAUCAAUAGAGGAGACAAUAAAACCUGAUUCUCAAGUAACACCCAGACCUAGACUUGAAGAAGACCUGAAAAUAAAUCCAAUUCCUAUAACCCGACCUCAUAAUCUUGCACUUGAAACAAAUCACACAAAAUUGACUAUUAUACCAUCCCCAACUAAAAAUGUGACGCCUUCUCCAGAAAUACCCAAAGUAGUAUCCAGUCUUUCGAAGCUGUCUCCAUCACCGACGCCAGAUGCAUUCAUCGCUGUAAAUGGAGUCGAUAAAAGUCCCAUUCCACAGAAAUGCCUCAAGUCUCCCAAGCACCUGCAUUCGCAUACCCUAAAUCCUGAUAAAACGCCAGUGCUCAAGAAGUCUACGCCAAAAUCACCUGGGGAUCAAAUAUUCUUUCCUAAAUCUGUUAAAAAAUCCAUUAACUCCCCUACUAGAACUGACACAAGUUCCAUUGGGAUCAAUGAAAAUCAGGGUGUGGGAGGGAUAGUUUCAACGAACGCGGAAAUAAAGGAGACGCAAGAGGAUAAUACUAAGAAAACCAUGCAGUCAACAAAGCUCACAAGGAGCUUGCACGUCAAUAAACGACCCCAGACAGUCUCGGAGGCAUUUUACAACGGUAGGACUUUAUAA